GGGCACAAUUCCAACAAGUCAACGUCCCACCUAACCACACCCCAUUAACAGGAGAUAAGCCGACAACGACAACAACGACGACGACGACGACGACGACGACGACGACGACAACAACAUCCACCGUACGACAAUGAUGCAAUCUCUCCCGUCGCCGAGAUAUCACGAAUUUCAAACGAGUACAGAUUCAGAUGACAAAAAAACGCUCAGUGAAGACGAGGAAAAAGGAGAGAUAUUCUUCGACGAUGACGAGAGGGCAUGGAGCGACAUUACGGCAAGAGACCCUGGGAUAGCGCAACGGAAGGUAUCAAGGAAGAGUCGCAUUUGGACGACCCUGACGUCGAUACGUUCGCUGCUGGAUACCCUGCUGCUCUUGAUCAUCUUGGGACUGCUGCUAGACCGUGGACGGCAAAAGCCAGCUUGGUUAGGGAUUGGGGCCGACAUCACCGGGUUUGCACCGACAAUAUCCCAGCAAAUUACAACGUUUGCUCCUGAUCCCAUGUUUGUACCAGAGAAUGGAUCAGAGUUCUUCUCAGACUCUGUCCAAGGGCGGUGGCUGAGCAUCGUGCCUAGGGGGCUCGGGUACGUCCGGAUCAACAACACCGAGUCCUACAACAACCUCCCUACACCGCUCGAGCAGUAUCCGGAUUCCACGUUCACAACCUCUGUUACGCACCAGCUUCACUGCCUGCACUCGAUCAUCGAGGUCGUCGCCGCUUACACCUCAAAACAACUCGGCAGGUUGCCGGCAGAGGGGCCGUGGCAUCUCAGCCAUUGUUUUGAAUAUCUGCGGCAGAGCAUUAUGUGCUCUUCCGACUUGGCAAUUGAAGGCCAGCACACCACCUUCCCACCAGGCUUUACGGGAAGUGAUGGGUGGGAUGCGAAACACGUGUGCAGAGAUUACAACCAGGUGCUGGCACAUCUGGAAAGGAACAGAGUGAAUGACGAGAGGUGGAUUUAAUCUGCAUCGCACGGUCGAUGGGGGCCAGUGAAAAGAACAGUGGCAAAUAGGGGUUCGUCCAGCUUUCAAGUUAAGUUGCCGGCGUAUCUCCCUCACAACCGUCGUCGUCUCCAAGUCGUUGAUCCUUUUUAUUCCUUGACCACCUUCUCGUUCCCCUCAACCC
Molecule: messenger RNA, 1121 nt
Organism: Parathielavia appendiculata
Lineage: Eukaryota; Fungi; Ascomycota; Sordariomycetes; Sordariales; Chaetomiaceae
Exons: 3
Coding region: 131-958 (275 amino acids)
Biological process (GO): mycotoxin biosynthetic process
Source: RefSeq, a predicted model, not a curated record